GGGAAACAGACGGCGGCAACCGAAGCAGUCUCUGGAAGAAGAAGAAGAAGCUCAAUGGAAAACCCUAGCAACUCCGAGGCUGAACAGCGACGGUCUUCUCCUCUCCCCGACAAAAAGAUCUCUUCGAGUAGCAGAGAGGAAGGAGAGCUUUCCGAUGACGACGAAAAUCAACCUCACUGCUCAACUUCACAAUUCCCCGGUGUGAAUGCAGCUAAACAGAAGGCCAUGGAAACUGAGUUGGUUAAAGAGACUCAUGGUAAUGAGGCUGGAAGGCGUGUGUCUUCUAACACAUUAGACAGAUUAAGUUCACGACCUUCUCAAGAGUCAAAUGCCCAAAAGAAUUCUGAUAAGAACCGAGGCUCAUUCGUGCCAUUCCUGAUAAGUUUUUCAGAUGAUGAAAGUGGCAGUGACCCAGAAGGUACUCCACAGAAAAAUGUUAUGACAAAAGAAAGCAGGAGCCUAUCUGUUAAUACAAGCAAGAAACCACCACAAGCAUCUGUACGAAAACCACAAAAAACAGGAAAACCAAUGAGAAAUGAGUCUAAAGUGGCGAGAACAAUGCCACUUACUCACAAAAUUCUUUCUUCAUCUCACAACAUCAAUGCAACAACUCAUAGAAGGGGUGGAUCUUCACUAAAUGUUCGAAGUUAUAAUAACUUCAAGAAGACAGCUGGUCCAUCUUUUGUGCACAAAACAAAUACGACACUGGAUAAUAGCAAACUACAAGAUCUACGGCAACUGAUUGCUAUUCGGGAGAAUGAAUUGAAGCUUAAGAGCACUCAGCAACCAAAGAAUUUCAGUUCAACUAAAUGUAACACACUCAGUACUACGGGUACAUGUAUUAGCGUGACCGGUGUGUCCGGAGCCACUGGUGCAGAAAAUAUGCCACAUGAGGUAAAAGAACCUAGCAGAAAAAUCCAAAGGAUUGGUGAAAAGCAUUCAAGCCAGAUGGUUCAGAAUGUUCAUACCACAGAUACAGUAUUUGCACCAGAAAAGCCUGUGCUAGCAAAUUGUGGUCAACCUGGUGUAGGUGGUCAAAACAGUCAUAACAAAGUGUUUCGUGCUGGCACAUCUGACGCAAGCCUUACGUUAUGCCACAAUGAGAAUGAGAAUCAGGGCUCUACAUUUUUGACGAAUUUUGAUGCUGGUACAGAUUUAAUCACAGGCCAAAGUUGCUGGAAAACAAACCCGAGAGACCAUGUGGCUACAUUGGAACAAUCUGCAGUUAAUGAAUCAAUUGAAGUGGAGAUGAACGAUCCAACUAAGCAUAGUGAACAAAGCAUCUAUCGCCCUGGGUACGUUGGAAAGAAUUUUACAGGAAGAGGCUGUAGUUUUCAAAUCGGAUCAGUUCAACCUGCUGCACAGAAUGUAAAUCAGGAAUCCCUGAAUAUUCAACAAGUACCACACAACUUCAGAGAAGCAAACAUAUCUAGAAAUAGUAGCAUGAACAUGCAAUCACUGUUGGACAUUGAGGAAUUACAUGAUAAGCAACUCGAGGAGGCUCAGGAGUAUCGGCACAAGUGUGAAAUUGAAGAAAGAAUUGCUCUCAAAGCUUACCGAAAGGCUCAGAAAGCUUUGAUUGAGGCAAAUUAUAGAUGUUCUGCUCUAUUCCGUAAAAGAGAGAAAUACUCCACACAACUUCAACACUUUAUGAUAGAGAAUCCAGUCUAUCCAGAUAUGUUCUUUCCCCCUGGGUCUCAGCUGGAAAGUGGAGCUGGGCUUAACCUCUCGACCAAUAAUGGUGCUAAUGCUCAUUUGAUGCUCUCUUCUUGCUAUCCUGCACAACAUGAAGAUCGUCAUGAUCAUCAAAUGCGUGAUGUGGAGUUCCAUUCUACUUUUGAUGCAGUGCAAAAUGCAUCAGACAUGCCCGCUGAUAGGGAAAAUUUAGCUUUUGAUCAUUUUAGUGAGCCUGAUGUUAGUAUGGCUGAGAUUACUAAGGUCAAUCAAAAAGCAAAUGGUGUGUGUUUGCAACCUGAUUAUGUCAGCAUGUCUGCAGAGGAAGAAAAUGGGCUGUUUCAAAAGUCUCCUUUGAACAGUUCAGAAUAUCUUGGGGAGGAGGCAUAUAGGGUGACCCAAGAAAAGGAGGCAAAUAAUAGUCCAGGAAGGCAUACAUUGAUCAAUACUUCUCAGGAUUCUAUGUUACUUGAGGCAUCUUUGAGAUCUCAGCUUUUCGAAAGAUUAAAGAUGAAAUCUUUGUCUAAGGAAGUAGACAAAAAUCAGAAUGUGGAGCAGAUCACUGAGAGUAUGUUAAAUGUAGAUGAUGUUGAGCAAAGGAUGGGAAUGAGUUCUGGCAACAUGUUAUCAUCUGAUGUUGAGAAAGCGAACGAAAAGGAUUCUGAUUUCCAAGUAUCUUCUGAUAAAGCAGAGUUAGAGUAUGAGGCCCAUGUUGAGAUAAAUGACCAUUGCAAUAGUGAAAAGUUUGGAUCCAAUUUCCACCCUAUACUCUCCAAUGAUCAUUUGAGCAGUUGCAUGUCCAUAGAUGAUCAGCAAUCACAGUCGCCAAGUUUUGCAACCUUUUCACUUCCUGCUUUCAGGAGUGCAUUUUCUCACUUCAAGGGUUAUGAUGCCAACAACUUUGGCAAACUACAGACUAAAAGUGUAAAUAUGCAAGCUUCUCAUCUUAAUGAAGCAAAGGAUGAGGAGACUAUGGAAACCAUUUUGGGAGUAGAAGAAUAUGCUUCAUUGGAUCUACAUUAUAACAAAAAUGGUUCUUAUGCCUGCAAGUUUUCUAUCGAUCCAAUUUGGCCGCUUUGCAUGUAUGAACUCCGAGGGAAAUGCAACGACAAAGAAUGUACUUGGCAGCAUUUUAGGGACUACUCUUCUGAAAAUAAGUUGAACCCUACUUGCAAUAACAGGGAUGUGAAGGAUGGAUCAGCAAUUGAAAGAGGAAAAUUUCUUUCCAACAAUGCUCUCACCAUGUCACAUGAUUCACAACUUUUGGCUCCCCCAAUAGCUGGCUUUGAUGUUAUGAAAUCUAAUUCACAGACAUGUAAAUCUGUUGUACCUCAAAGGAAGUGUUUCAGUGGUUUCCUUGUCCUUUCAAGUCUGCUUCUUACUGACCUUGUUUGUAAAGAGCCGUUUUUGUAUGGCUCUGAAGUUUGUGUUGAGGUCCAUGGGGGUUGGAGUAGGCAGCUACUCUAUUUCCAAAACAGGAACGGAACCUCGAUUGAAGGUGGCCACCAAGUUUCAGAUAAUGAUCAAUCCAUAGAGUUUGCUCUUCUUAGUCUCUGUCAGGAGGUUAAUAAAAGCAAAGGCCGAAUGGAGGCUCUUAAAGUGCUUGCUCGUGCUCUUGAAGCUGAUCCUACCUCAGCACUUCUAUGGAUUGUUUACUUGUUGGUUUACUACAGCAAUCAAAAGUACAUUGGGAAGGAUGAUAUGUUCAAACACGCGGUGGAUCACAACAAGAAAUCAUAUGAACUUUGGGUAUUAUACAUCAAUAGUCGGGAAACACUCGAUCAGCGGUUGACUGCAUAUGAUGCUGCAAUAUCUGCACUAUCCCGUCACGCGCCCGCUCCAAACCAAGAUGCCCUUUUUGCCAGCGAAUGCAUCUUGGACCUCAUUCUCCAGAUGCUGAAUUUUCUAUCUAUGUCUGAAAAUGUUGGAAAAGCAAUUGAGAGGAUCUGCGAUCUCUUUCAGACACCAGAAAAAUCUGACAAUCCUCCACAAGAUAAGUUGUUCCUCCCUGAUAUAAUUACAUGCUUAACAAUUUCCAAUAAAUGUGUUUUCUGGGUAUGUUGUGUCUACAUGGUUGUGUAUAAACGAUUGCCGAAUUCUAUAGUAAAACAGUUUGAAUCCCAGAAAGUGCUUUCUUCCAUAGAGUGGCCUCCCGCUCAGUUAAAAACAGAUGAGAAGCAGCAAGUUGUCUCCCUGAUGGAAUUGGCUGUAGAUUCAUUAGCGUCGUAUAUCGAUAGGGAGUCUCUUGAAGUUGAAUCAAAUCUAAGAGCAGCACACCUCUUUGCUCUGAAUCACGUCAAGUUUGUUUCAGUUAUCGAAGGCAUCGAGUGUAGCAGGAACCUUCUGGGGAGAUAUAUAAAGCUUUACCCGUCUUGUUUGGAACUUGUUUUAAUGUCAGCUAGGGUAGAACACGAGUUCCGGGAUUUAAGUUACGAAGGGUUUGAAGAAGCUUUAGACAGCUGGAUGGAUGAUGUUCCCGGGGUUCAGUGUGUUUGGAAUCAGUAUGCUGAGUGUGCAUUCCGAGACGGGAGAUUGGAUCUCGUGACGGAAUUAAUGGACAGAUGGUUCCGGUCCAUUGAUUUGCCCAAAUCAGCUUCGGUCAUGGAUGUUCAUUCUUGGCUGUCAGGUUCUACCCAGACCGAAAUCGUGUUCGGGUUACUCAAUUGCGCUUUGUACAAGCUACUGCUGCAAAACGAUCUGACCGGAGCUCGUCUAGCUUUAGACAAAGCAUUGGACACCGCCGAUAACACUGAGACUUAUAAUCACUGUGUUCAGGAGAAUAUCAUGUUUCUGAUGACUACAUCGGCAGACAGAAGUGCUUUACAAGUUCUGAAAGGCUUCCUGUUUGAUACCCGAGCUUCAUCUCGAUCCAAACCGUUGACUCAAAACUUCAUCCGAAACAUCCAGAAACCCAGGCUCCAGCAACUGGCGAGGAAGCUAUUGACUCCCGCCCCCACCGACCCCACCCUGGUUAACUCUGUCCUGGAAUCAUUCUUCGGCCCAUCUCUCCUCCCAAGCACCACCCACAACCUGACCGAUACAGUUGAUUUGGUCGAAAGCUUGAUGGAAAUGCUUCCAUCAAACUAUCCCUUGGCCAUUUCAGUCUGCAAGUGGAUAUGCAAUGCCGCCUCCAGUUUACCCGCCAGCGUCUCCUUCUGGGCAGGCUCCAACUUGUCGAACACGCUCUUCCAAGCGGUCCCCAUCGCGCCGGAGCAUGUCUGGGUGGAAGCCGCGGAUCUUCUGUGUGGCAUGAAAAGCUGCGAGGCAAUAACUGCUAGCUUUCACAAGAGGGCCUUGUCCAUACACCCAUUCUCAUUGAAGCUUUGGAGAUCAUACGCGGACGUAACUACGGGUACUGGAGAGCUGGUAAAGGAAGCAGCAAGAACAAAAGGUAUUCUCCUGGUUUAAACUUUUUGUGUGUUUGAUGCUUACUAGUAGAUACUAACUU
Messenger RNA from Cuscuta campestris, 5122 nucleotides. NCBI's taxonomy places the organism in Eukaryota, Viridiplantae, Streptophyta, Magnoliopsida, Solanales, Convolvulaceae. The record is from the annotation of a GenBank genome assembly.